Striga asiatica is the source of this 531-nucleotide messenger RNA. NCBI's taxonomy places the organism in Eukaryota, Viridiplantae, Streptophyta, Magnoliopsida, Lamiales, Orobanchaceae. The record is from the annotation of a GenBank genome assembly.
AUGGCAAAAUCCUUCAUUAAUGUAGGCAUUAUUGGCACAGCAAUAUUUAUAUCAUCAAGCUGCCUGUUAAUGUUAUUCCCAGCCACAGCUUCCAAGUCAAGGUGCCAGUGCAAGCCCAAGAUGACCACCCGGGAGUUCUAUUUCCACGACUUGGUCAGCGGGCGCCAGCCAACGGCCGUGCCCAUAGCGCACCCGAAGAAACCAUUUCCCAACUUGUUUGGCUAUCUCGUGAUGAUCGACGACCCGCUAACCGAGGGACCAGACAUUGGCUCCAAAGCCGUGGGCCGGGCCCAGGGGAUGUACGGCGGGUCGGGCCUUGAAACCAUUUCCCUAACCAUGGCCCUCACCUUUGUGUUCGACGAAGACAACAGCACGUUGAGCAUGUUGGGUCGCAACCACAUCACGGAUAACCCGAGGGAGAUGCCGAUUAUAGGAGGCACUGGAAAGUUCCGGAUGGCCGAUGGUUUUGCGCUCGCCAACACCGUCAGCUUCACCACCCAAGGGGACGCCGUUGUUCACUACAACGUAUAA